Gallus gallus (chicken) is the source of this 904-nucleotide messenger RNA. RefSeq lists its product as uncharacterized. The transcript has 3 exons. The record is from RefSeq and is a predicted model, not a curated record. The coding region runs from base 1 to 495 and encodes 164 amino acids. Lineage: Eukaryota; Metazoa; Chordata; Aves; Galliformes; Phasianidae.
AUGGUAUUUUUCAGGAGUCUGCAAGUGCUGCUGGGCUUGGGGCUCGGGUUCUGUUCAGCAUAUGGUGUGACAGAGCAGCCCGACCCCAGCCCGGGGGUGGGCACGCACUGCUGGGGAGCCCGCGUGCUGACAGAGGCCGGCACCCUCCAAGCAGGCCUUGUUCCCUACAGGCAGCAGCAUCAGCUGGAGCUGGAGGCAGCCCACGUGCCUGGGGCUGUGCUGCCGGAGCUGGUGGAGGCAGAGCUGGAGAAGAAGGAGCAGGCGAGGAGACGAGGGCUCGCCUUCUGGAUGAAGACAAUCUGCCUCAUCUUCGUCAGCCUCCUGCUGCUGCUCGUUGCCGUGCUGGGCUCUGCAGUGCUGUACGCCCAGCACUAUGACCAGGAGCUGUUGUAUCGGCUCCUGCUGCGAGUGCUGCCCCAGGCAAUGUACGCUUCCCCGGCGUACUUUGCGAGCAGGAGCCUGCGUGUCGUCUGUGAUGGGCUGCUGCCCAUCUGACCGCCCCUCUCAGUCCCCCCUCCCAGCUCGGGGCUGCGCAGUGGUGGGGUGCAGGGAGAGAGCUCUGUCCCCACGGAAGGGGCCUCUCCUGUGCUCCUGCCCCCAGGGGCGCACAGGCACAGCUGUGGGGCAGUGCCGGCAGGCGGCUGAGUGCCACCACUUUGGACUUACAAAUAAGUUGGUACUGUCGUCGUCAACUGAACACCACCACCUCCGACGACCCAUCAGACUGAAGAUGUGCACCUGACGCCAGGACGUGGCUUCUUGGAUUCUUUGAGUCUUCGUAGCAAUUUCCUUCAGCUGGUUACCUGUAAGGCUUAUGAAUUGUAAUUAGCCCAUUAGGCAAUGUUACCUCCAGUGGGCUGUUGUCAGUUGUUAAGAACGCUGUCAAUAAAUGGAUGUGUAUUAA